AUGGAUAUCCACAGUACAUGUCAGUGUAUGCGUCGUAAAAACCCUAAAGACCUUGUAUGUUUUUCUAAUGGUUGUGAUAAGCGCACUGUAUUUACAUUAAGUAAAAUGGCAUAUAAUGCUUGUAUUGACAUUCAGAAAAAAGAGUACAACAGAAUUAGAAACGCGCCGGAAGUGGACAUUCAGAACUGUUGUCGCAAAAUAUUGUAUGCCAUUAAAAGAGAUAUUGAUUUGCCAUAUGGUCCAAAUCAUGCAGAAUGUAUCUAUGCAUAUCGUGAAAAUUUUAAGGUUGCAUGUUUUGAAGCUGCCAGAGUUGGGCAUAUGGACUGUUUAAGAUUUGCCCAUGAAAAUGGAUUUAAGUGGACCACUAGGACAUCCAAGAACGCUGCAAAAAAUGGACAUCUUGACUGUUUAGAAUAUGCGUUUGAGCAUGGAUGUCCAUAUGGUGAUACCAUUUUAAAAUACUCUGCCAAAGGUGGACACUUAGAAUGUAUGGAGUACUUAUAUAAAACUGGAUGUAAAUUGACCAAUUUAGCAUGUUCUGCCGCUGCGGAAGGUGGUUUUUUAAAAUGUUUAAAAUUUGCUCAUGAAAUUGGAUGUCAUUGGGGAAUAAAGACAUGCACCAAAGCUGCGGCUGGUGGCUACUUGGAUUGUUUAAUAUAUGCACACUUGAAUGGAUGUAUCUUAACCGUGAAAACAUGUGCUGCAGCAGCAAGAGGUGGACAUUUGAAAAGUUUAAAAUAUGCACACCGAAAUAGAUGUAUAUGGAAUGAAGAAACAACUAAUAAUGCUGCUCUUGGAGGACAUUUUAAGUGUCUAGUAUAUGCACAAAAACACGGAUGUCCGCUGGGUUUAAAUAUUUUGGAAAAGGCUGCAAUAGGUGGAAGUUUGGACUGUAUGAAAUACUUAUAUGGAUUAGGAUGCCAGAUAGGAAGAUUAACAUGUGCCACUCCUGCAAAAUAUGGGAACUUAGCAUGUUUAAAAUAUUGCUGUAAAAUUGGAUGUGAAUGGGGAAUAAAUGUGUGCUCCAAAGCUGCAGCUAAUGGCCACUUAGCAUGUCUCAUCUAUGCCCAUGAAAAUGGUUGUAUUAUAACCUCUUCCACGUACACGGCCGCUGAGCGAGAUGGAUAUUUUAAUUUAGAUUGUUUAGAGUAUUGUCGAAAGUUUGUAGAUUGGGGAGAGUGCAAUGAAGCGUAA
Macrosiphum euphorbiae (potato aphid) is the source of this 1194-nucleotide messenger RNA. The record is from the annotation of a GenBank genome assembly. Lineage: Eukaryota; Metazoa; Arthropoda; Insecta; Hemiptera; Aphididae.